UUAUGAUCUAAUGUGUGUUUACUACCGCCAGUUGCUUGUGUUGAAGUUGAAUUUGUAUGUCAUUUUUUUAGUAUGAAUUAUGGAGGUAACUUCAAUUGGAAAUGAAGAAAUACAAUUAGCUGGUAACCUGAAAUAUGUUCAGUUUAAGUCUGACUUAAAGAACUUAAUAGAAAGGGAAAUUCUAGCAGAUGGGUGGCAAUCCUCAGCUGAAGCAUUUGAUAAAAUCUUCCCCAAGAAAAGGUACUUGCCUAGUUUCAAGAAGGCAUUUCAUGGUGCUAUUUUAGCUGGUUUUGAAGAAAGUUUAGAUGAAAUGUUGGGAGAUGUAUUGCCUAAACAGUGGGAUAUUUUAUAUCAAGAAAAAUAUGACAAUCAUCAUGAUGGGAAGGAUACUUCUCGGCUGACUUAUAGUAAAAUGGCAUUAAAUGAUUUGAAAUUAAAACAAAAAGCUGCUGUAGAAUCUGUUAUAGAAUUAAAACUGAAAAAAAUUGAAGAAAUUAAACAAAGUAUAUAUAUUAAGAAAUUAGAAGUAAUAAAGAAAUCAUCUGAAUUGCAAGCCAUUAAACAAAAAUGGAAAAAAAACUGUGGAAUAUUAGAAGACUUGAAAAAAAUGAGUUUCUAAGUUACAUUACCAAUACAUGAGAACCUAUUUAUUUAUAUAUAUUUAUAAGGUCCUAAUACUUUAAAUUAUAUAACUAACAAUUUUUAUUAAACAUGACCAGAUAUACUUAUAUUAUGUUAAUUUAGUAAUAAUUAUUUGUUAUUUAAAAUACACUAAUAAAAUUGGACACAAUGGAGA
Molecule: messenger RNA, 796 nt
Organism: Nezara viridula (southern green stink bug)
Lineage: Eukaryota; Metazoa; Arthropoda; Insecta; Hemiptera; Pentatomidae
Source: the annotation of a GenBank genome assembly